Molecule: messenger RNA, 568 nt
Organism: Bombyx mori (domestic silkworm)
Lineage: Eukaryota; Metazoa; Arthropoda; Insecta; Lepidoptera; Bombycidae
Gene: Enb3
Product: antibacterial peptide enbocin 3
Exons: 2
Coding region: 53-232 (59 amino acids)
Biological process (GO): antibacterial humoral response
Cellular component (GO): extracellular region
Source: RefSeq, marked provisional
AUAUUGUGUUCCUGACUCGGCACUCGAACCCCGCUUUAGUAGAAAAAUCAAAAUGAAUUUCACGAGAAUCAUAUUUUUCUUGUUCGUUGUUGUUUUCGCGACCGCAUCAGCGAAACCUUGGAACUUCUUCAAGGAAAUCGAGCGUGCCGUGGCGAGGACACGCGACGCCGUCAUCAGCGCGGGUCCGGCGGUGGCGACGGUGGCGGCAGCCAGCGCCGUCGCGUCUGGCUAGUCCCAGCACACCAAACCCCAUCACAGCUCGCAGACUGACGUAACCAGCUUGAACCUCGCACAACUAGUUCGGAACAAUAUUUCCCCUGUUAAUAAAAUCAAGAGAACUCCAUUGGAUGAAGUUCGUGUUAAGAUACAAAUUGCAUAUCGAGUGAGCUUGUUCUGUUGGAUCAGGUCAGCUCGCGUUCACAAAUUGCUUUAUAUAUAAGUAGAAUACAAAUAUUUCAGAAGUACAUACUUAUAAUGUAUAGUGUAUCAUAUAGUAAUAGUUGAUUUUGUUUUUGACUCCCAUAAAAGUGCCUUUUGGAGACAUUAAUAAAAAGAAAAAAAGUUGAAA